GGAGGUAGGGGUGGGGACGAGUGAAAGGUUGUUCUUUGGGGCGUUGAUACUCAGCCUGGUUCAGUCGUUGUAGGAGACGAGGUGCCUUCGAUUCUUGUCACUGAAGCCGAUACGUUCAAUAAACCAAAUACAAGAAAAAAAAAAAAGGAAUAUCUUUACUAGUUUUGGAGGAAGGAGACAUGCAAGGUUCUGGAUUUCAGCGUAACCCAUUUCUUCUUCCGCUUUAAUUUACUUCGUUUCCGAGCUAUUUUAACAGGUAAGGUCCGAACCAUAGUGAGAAAGAUUAUGGUGUAUGUUCUGCCCAUUCAACAUGUCAUGUUUUUGGUUGCUCAUCAUGGAGGAGUCCUUCUGCAUUUGAUGUCCAGAAAUCAUCUGCUUCCAAGAGUUUAAGCUUGAAAAUGGGAGUUCUGCCACAACAACGUCAUAAUACAAAGCCAUUGAGUUUCCAGUUUCAAGAUCAGGAUUCAUCUUCUACUCAAUCAACUGGUCAAUCUUAUCCAGAAGAUGGUUCAGCUCAAUCAGGUCAAAUUUCUAUCCGGUGUAGCAGUUCUUCUGCACGCUCAAAAUGUGUUGAUAGUGGAGGUGGUCUCAUCAGGUCAUCAUUGGGGAGUCAGAGUUUUUGUUUUCCUCCUUUCCAAGUGGAUCAUAACCAAUCAAUUGCUCAUAUAGCAUUUCGCCAUGCUGAACCAUACUUUGAUGGUGUGCUUGCUGCUUAUGGGCCACAGUCUAAGAUUCAUCAGGCCCAACUCAUGGGAUUAACUUCUGUUCGAGUUCCUCUUCCUUUUGAUCUGACAGAAGAACCAAUAUACGUGAACGCAAAGCAGUACCAUGCUAUUCUGAGGCGUAGACAGUAUCGUGCCAAACUCGAAGCACAGAACAAACUCACCAAAGCUCGGAAACCAUAUCUUCACGAGUCCCGGCAUCUGCAUGCAUUAAGGAGGGCUAGAGGUUCUGGUGGUCGCUUUCUCAACAGCAAACAACUCCAGGAAGCAAGCCUCAAAACAGACAGUCUUGGCCUGAAAGUUUCGGAAGGUACCAGGUUGAACCUAGGUGGAAAUAUGUCGGAAUCCAAAAAUCAUGCUGAUGUAGGAAACUACAGAGAUGGGGCAUGCCCCACAGGUUCUGAUAUCACCAGUGCAUCCAAUAGUGAUGGCAUGUUCCAGCAACAUGAGUCCAGCUUCAGGCUCUCUAGCUACCCUCCUCACAUUGGAUGGAGCAUGCACGGCUACUCAGCUGAACCCGGCGCCCGUGGAAGUGGUGGCGGGAAUCAACAGCACGUGUCUGUCCUCAUGUGAUGACAGACACAUGAUUCUUCAGAUGAGAAGAUGAAUAUGGAAACUGCUUGUUUUCCCAAUGGGAAGUCAUCCUUGGCUCAUUUAUAUACACACACUACGUAUUCCUACACCUCGUGGUGUUCAUGUCAGCUAUCCCGGAACAAUGAUAUGAACAUCUUAUUAGAUAUAUUAUGUGAAGUUGAUUUGGUGUUUCUAAGUGUUUUGGCAAAGUAGAAGAACGUCUGGGGAAUUAUGCUGAUGACUUGUGAAAUAUCAAAUAUGUCUUAUGUUUGAGGAUUGAUGAUGUAUUGAUUCUGGCUUGAAUGAGACCUUUAUUUCCUGGUGCUUCUGUGAUAUCUCAUUUAUGUUUUGGCUGAAAAA
Molecule: messenger RNA, 1655 nt
Organism: Neltuma alba
Lineage: Eukaryota; Viridiplantae; Streptophyta; Magnoliopsida; Fabales; Fabaceae
Product: nuclear transcription factor Y subunit A-3
Exons: 6
Coding region: 399-1295 (298 amino acids)
Biological process (GO): regulation of DNA-templated transcription
Cellular component (GO): CCAAT-binding factor complex
Molecular function (GO): DNA-binding transcription factor activity; DNA binding
Source: RefSeq, a predicted model, not a curated record